Molecule: messenger RNA, 417 nt
Organism: Saprolegnia parasitica CBS 223.65
Lineage: Eukaryota; Oomycota; Saprolegniomycetes; Saprolegniales; Saprolegniaceae
Exons: 1
Source: RefSeq, a predicted model, not a curated record
AUGGCGUAUCACUUUGACCCGUACGCGACGGCCCGCCGGCCCAAGGCCAAGCGCAGCGGGUGGGACGACGAGGUCGAGCAGGACCUGAGCAUCUCGCGCAAGUGCGAGCUCGGCCGCUGGAUCGAGUGCGGCAUCUGCGUCGACAAGGCCGGGAGGCACUCGGUCAUCCAGGCCGACGCCGCCUAUGGCCUCAAGAAGUGGAAGCGCCACAUCAACGGCGCGUGCCACCUCAAGAACGCCGGCCUUGCGCCGCCCGAGCCGCGCCCCGCGCCGAUGCUGGACGCGCUGCCCAUGGAGCCGCCGACGCUUUUAGAGCCGCCGCCGACGAUGCGCUGCCCGGGGCUCUACGGCGGCGACCAAAAGUACCUCGCCUUGAUGGUGCAGUACGGCGACAUCAAGUCGGAGCGGCUCGAGAUC